Molecule: messenger RNA, 1009 nt
Organism: Zychaea mexicana
Lineage: Eukaryota; Fungi; Mucoromycota; Mucoromycetes; Mucorales; Lichtheimiaceae
Exons: 5
Coding region: 140-1009 (289 amino acids)
Source: RefSeq, a predicted model, not a curated record
GCGCGUUUUAACGGUUCCUGAGUUCAUACGAUAUACGGCGUCCAUGUGAAGUUCUUGGGCUCCUACACAAAACAGAAGCCGAGGUUGGACCGCUUCGGUACAAGAUGCAUACCUGGCACGCCCCCCUUCCAAUUAAACCAUGCAAUUAAUUCAUCUUGUCCUGCUGCUGGCCUUGACGGCAAGUUGUGCACACGCCUUCUUUUUAGAAAGCUGGAGCUUUAAAAACUGGAACGAUUACGCAGACGACAAAUCAGACAGCACUGCAGCAUGGCGCGAGGAGUGGAGCAUUAACCGAUGGUCCUGGCCUAGAAGCGGCGGCACUUCAUACAACAACCACAGAAUCGUUGACGAUCCAGCUGGUGGCAGUGAAAAAGUGCUGCAGGUCACUUACCCAGUGGGAAGCAGCAAUCCUGCAGGAAGUCCACAAGGCGGUAUAGGAUUUUAUGCGCAGCCCAUCACGCUGCGACGUGAAGCCAGACUUGUCUCUUUUGAAUAUCAGGUUUACUUUCCGGAUUCAUUCACAUUUGUCAAGGGUGGUAAAUUGCCAGGUCUUUACGGUGGCCAUGAAGGAUGCUCAGGAGGUUCUGAUUCUGAGAGUUGCUUUUCUACCAGAUUCAUGUGGCGUCGUCAAGGUGAUGGUGAAAUCUAUGCUUAUAUGCCUGAAAGCAAGCAGCGCGACACUCUUUGCGAUGAAGAAGGAAACAUUUGCAAUCCCAACUAUGGCUACAGUCUCGGCCGUGGCUCUUGGAGGUUCCAGAAGGGCGAAUGGGUCAAGAUCCGUCAAACCCUCAAACUGAAUCACCCUGACAGAUUGGAUGGCAUGGUGCACGUACACGUUAACGGGAGACUCGUCUAUAGCGAAAACCAACUGGCAUUGGUUGCUCGAGACACUGAUAAGAUCAUUGGCGUUGCAUUCCAUACUUUCUUUGGUGGUUCUGGGAUUGACUGGGCGCCCGAGGAAGAAAUGUACACUUAUUUUAAGGACUUUACCAUUGCAGCAUUCUAUUAA